UUGGAUCUCCUCUCUCUCUACCUCUCUCUCUCUCUCUCUAUAAUAUUUUGGGGGGUUUAAUUAAUUAAUUAAGUCUUGAAAAUAUAUGGCGAAAUUGUCAUCAUCAGAUCCUCUGGUGAUUGGGAGAGUGGUUGGAGAUGUGGUGGAUGUGUUCAUCCCAAGUGUUAAAAUGUCUGUGGUUUACAGCUCCAACAAGCUCGUCUACAAUGGCCAUGAGUUCUUCCCCUCCACUGUUGUCUCAAAACCUAGGGUUGAUGUUCAUGGUGGUGACAUGAGAUCAUUUUUCACCCUAAUCAUGACAGACCCUGAUGUUCCUGGCCCAAGUGAUCCAUAUCUCAGGGAGCAUUUGCACUGGAUUGUCACAGACAUCCCAGGCACCACUGAUUCCUCCUUUGGAAGAGAAGUUGUGAGCUAUGAGAUGCCAAGGCCAAACAUAGGAAUCCACAGGUAUGCAUUUCUGCUGUUCAAGCAGAAGAAGAGGGUCCAGGGAGCAAUGCUCCCACCGACUUCUCGGGAUCGAUUUAGCACGAAGAAGUUCGCCGAGGACCACGAUUUGGGCCUUCCCGUCGCCGCGGUUUACUUCAAUUGCCAGCGCGAAACGGCUGCGAGAAGACGUUGAUCGACGACAUCGAUUAAUCGUAUUGGAUCAUGAUCUAGAAUGGACUAUGUUGUUUUUGAUGUAUUAUUAGGGUUUCUAAUUUUAUGUAUGUUGUGGUAAGAAUAAAAGAUGAAGUAUCAUUAUGGGUGUGGUUUAAUUAGUAAUUAUAAGUAGUCAUGGAAUGAAUUAAUUAAGUGUAUUGGACAUUAUAUCUCUAUGGAAUCAUGUCUUUCUUGAAAUUAAUUGUUUCCUAAGUUCUGUUUAUUUUGA
This is a messenger RNA of Andrographis paniculata, 868 nucleotides long. RefSeq names its product CEN-like protein 2. Gene Ontology annotation, cellular component: cytoplasm; nucleus. Bases 86 to 619 code for a protein of 177 amino acids. The transcript has 4 exons. NCBI's taxonomy places the organism in Eukaryota, Viridiplantae, Streptophyta, Magnoliopsida, Lamiales, Acanthaceae. The record is from RefSeq and is a predicted model, not a curated record. Gene Ontology annotation, biological process: vegetative to reproductive phase transition of meristem; negative regulation of flower development.